This is a messenger RNA of Perkinsus marinus ATCC 50983, 1524 nucleotides long. RefSeq lists its product as hypothetical. The record is from RefSeq and is a predicted model, not a curated record. Gene Ontology annotation, molecular function: helicase activity. The transcript is spliced from 8 exons. The coding region runs from base 1 to 1524 and encodes 507 amino acids. Lineage: Eukaryota; Perkinsozoa; Perkinsida; Perkinsidae.
AUGGACGCAGCGUGCUGUAAAGUAAAAUUUCAAACAUUAAUACUGAAACAGAAACAGUGGUUUACGUUUGACAAACUCAUCCACAAAGACAACUUGGCAGGCCCAUACUCAGGGGCGGAGAAAACCACGAGGUAUGCCUCUGGAGCUCAGAAGAGAAUACUCAAGAGGGACCGAGAUAACGAAGCAGCAGCAGCAGCAGCGCUUCUCAAGCAACCGAAACUCAUGAGCUUCGGCUUCGUUCAGAGCAGCGAGCAGUUCAGGAACGACAUCGGAUCUCCGAACAUAGCAGUUAUCAAGGAGUGUGCGGCACUGGACGAUAACGGAGGAAAGGAUGAAGAAGUACUAGAAUCGCGGGAGGAUGAGUUAGUAACGGCGACGGGAAAGAUGGAGAAUGGGAACUAUAUGGGACCAAUAACCUUGGAUGUUGCGACGUGGCCUCCCCGCGUCUUGAGUGCUACUAGAGAUCACAUUAUUCGAUUUGUUGGAACGCCAAACUUCACCGAGGAUAUUCCACUUGGAUGGGACCCGGCUGAUGGGCGCAAGUUCUGUCCUUCCAUGUCAUUCAAUGAAGCUGACAAUGAACGCAUAUGUUUGAUGCCCGAUACUCAAAAGCAAGCAGUUCUCUGUCUGCCUUGUAAGCUGCUCGCGAGCGGAACGUUCGCUUUAAGAAAAGGCGGGCUCAAGAAGUGGAAACAUGCCAUGAUAAACCUCGAUCGCACGAGUCAGGCGAAGCUCAUAAGAGAGCCAUGUGCGAUUGGCGAACUCUCCAUCACCACAUCGUUACAAAAUCUGGGACUGACGGUGAGCUUCAGUUGGCCACCGAAAAUGAGGCGAACAACCAUUUGGAUGCGGUACGUGAGGCUCAGACUGCUGGUCGGAAGCUAUCUGUCGCCAAAGACACAGAACGAGCUCAUCCACGUUCUCGCAUCAUGCUUGAUUGAGAAAAUCAAAGCUGAACGAGCAUCGGCGAAGUUCUUUAGGAUCAUGUGUGAUAGCACCCCGGACAUGGCACGUCUCGAACGGCAUACGUUCCUGAUGAGUUUGACGGCGAAAACAGGAGCUGCAAUAGCCGAGCUCAUAAUGGAGAUGAUGACUUCCCAUGACCUACCCAAAAGUUUUCUUGUUGGACAGUGCUACGACAACGCGGCUUCGAUGUCGGGGGCAUACAAGGGCACGAGAGCAGGCGGCCGACUUGUGGCAUGUACGGCUCUAGCGUGUCAUAAUGCGUUGUUGUGGCCGCCGAGACCGGUGAGUUCGGAUGAUCAACCGCCAGGGGUUAAUUCGGGUCAACCUAAGGUUCUGGAUAGAGGCCUGCCGCAGCCGCCAGAUUUUGAUAUUGUGUUGGUCGAUGAAGCUGGUCAGGCUGCGGAUUCGACUCUGUGGUGUGCGUUGAAGCUUGCUACUAGAGGGGCGAUCCUAGUGGGGGAUCAAUACCAACUGCCACCUGUUGUGAAAGACAGGGUUCGGGUUUUCGGGCUCGGGUUUUCGGGUUUUAUGACCGACCUGAACAUUGUCGCUGUAUAG